This is a messenger RNA of Heterocephalus glaber (naked mole-rat), 2118 nucleotides long. It is a transcript of the gene H1-0, whose product is annotated as H1.0 linker histone. Gene Ontology annotation, biological process: negative regulation of DNA recombination; chromosome condensation; nucleosome assembly. NCBI's taxonomy places the organism in Eukaryota, Metazoa, Chordata, Mammalia, Rodentia, Bathyergidae. Gene Ontology annotation, cellular component: nucleus; nucleosome. The record is from RefSeq and is a predicted model, not a curated record. Gene Ontology annotation, molecular function: nucleosomal DNA binding; structural constituent of chromatin; double-stranded DNA binding.
CGAGCGCCAGACGCGGAGCUGGAAAAGGGGAGGCGGAGGAGGCGGAGGCAGAGCGGGAGCCAGGCGGUCAGACCGAGCGGCAAACCGGCGGGGCUGGGCCACGCAGAGCCGGCCCAGCGAGCCCUCCCGCGACCCGUGCCGGCGAGGAGAGAAGCAGCGGUUCCUCGCCCGCAUCCCCGACAGCCCGAGUCCGGACCGGCCUGGUAGUCGGGGGCCCGAGAGCAGAUUCCUCCGACGAGGGCUGGCCCUUCGGCAGGCGCCUUCAGCAGCGGGACCAGGCAGGCCACCAUGACGGAGAACUCAACGUCCACUCCUGCGGCCAAGCCCAAGCGGGCCAAGGCCUCCAAGAAGUCCACAGACCACCCCAAGUAUUCAGACAUGAUCGUGGCUGCCAUCCAGCCCGAGAAAAACCGUGCUGGUUCCUCGCGCCAGUCCAUCCAGAAGUACAUCAAGGGCCACUACAAGGUGGGUGAGAAUGCUGACUCCCAGAUCUAGUUGUUCAUCAAGCGCCUGGUGACCACUGGUGUCCUCAAGCAAACCAAAGGGGUGGGUGCGUCGGGGUCUUUCCGGCUGGUCAAGAGCGACGAGCCCAAGAGGGCAGUGGCCUUCAAGAAGACCAAGAAGGUGGUCAAGAAGGUGGCCACGCCAAAGAAGGCAGCCAAGCCCAAGAAGGCUGCCUCCAAAGCCCCAAGCAAAAAACCUAAAGCCACCCCGGUCAAGAAGGCCAAGAAGAAGCCGGCUGCCACGCCCAAGAAAGCCAAAAAACCCAAGGUUGUCAAGGCCAAGCCAGUCAAAGCAUCCAAACCCAAGAAGGCCAAACCAGUGAAGCCCAAAGCCAAGUCCAGUGCCAAGAGGGCCGGCAAGAAGAAGUGACAAGGAAGCCUUUUCUUACGGACACUCCUCUCUUACUCUCUGUAAAUACUUUUCCCUUUUUUCUUUCUUGAUUCUCCGCAACCUUUUGCUCCAUUUAUCCUGACUUUAUAAGAGACAGACUUUGGAUUCCUCAGAAAUUGUGGAAUAAUUGCUUUUUCCUUUACCAGUUGUGCAAGGACGACAACAAAUCUCAUCUCUGUAAUGAUGAGGAUGUACUUAUAUUUCGUUUUGUUGAUUUGCCAUUAAUCUUACGGGGUUCGGGAUUUGGGUGGGUUCUGUGUUGGUGGGGGGGUUGCUAUGAAGGUAGGUGGGGAAGGGGAGAACAGGCUCAGCAGCUGCGUUUGUUCUCGAUAGGUGAGAGGGAGCCCAGGAAUUGUGAAGGUUUAUAGGACUGUGUAAGGUUUUCUUUAAGUUGGGCUCCCUUAUGAGAAUUUCCGAACCUUUGGCGAGGAGCAGUGGGGUGACAUCUCCCAGUGGUGAGCAGCUAGGGGUCCGAGGCCAGUUCUUUCUCACCUCGGUCAGCCUACCCUUCUGGUCUCCCUAUUGUGUUAGGGAAGAGGAGGGGGACCGAAUGACAGCUGAUUGGGGAAACUAGCUUCUCCCGGUCAGCUAGGAACCAGCCUGGGGGGCGGGGGGCGCGUCUGUGCCUUCGCCCAAGUCUCUUAAUGGGAGCGGAAACUUUGGGGGGGAAGGGCGGGGAGUCAGUCAGCCAAGUGCCUCAGUGUGCCCUAUUGAAAUGAAUCUUGGGUUUUUCCACACAAUUUGAUAGAUUAUUGUGUCUUCGGAGGACUUUUUUUUUUUUCUCUUGGUAUUUUGUUCCUCUACAAGACGUGGCUUUGCUUGGUCUGGUAGGGCUCCAGCCCCACCACCGGCUACUUAAAAACCUCCCGACCUCUUUUUACUUUUGAGUCUUUUUUAAGUAGUUGUAGACGGGGAGGGGGCGGGGCAGGGAGUGGACGGUAAGACAUACUGCAGUUGAUUUGGAAUUUGCUACGUAGUUAUAGAAACUAGAUCUAUGUGCAUGUGUGUGUUUUGUAUAUAUGCAUAUCUAGGGCUACUACUUAGGUUUCACAUCGGGAGCUGGGAGAAAAAACCUGUACAGUUGUCUUAUUUUUAAUAGGAAAAUCGCGCACUUGCGCCCCCCCCCUUACCCCCCUUUUUAAAACAAGUAUUACUUGUGCCGGGAGAAAUUUGCUGUCGUUGUAAUUUUAAAACUUUAAAAUAAAAUCCAGAAAAGGAAAAAAA